AUGGCUAUGGCAAAUGCAGAAAAACAAAAAGGAUAUCGUGAAAAUUUGAAAGCCAGAGGCUUACACCAAGUGAUGAAACAAAAAAAUGCUGCACGAAUGAGAAAAUUACGUCAAAAUUUGACGGGUAAUAUGAAGGAAGCGUACGACAAAAAGCAUGCACAGUCUCAAAAAGCAUAUCGUAAUAAAGAAAAAGAAUCUAAAAUAUUUUUCUCAUCAAGACAAUCUUUCGGUAAGGCAGUCAAGAAAGUGAAAAGAGUCCUUCCGAAAGACUUAAACAAGAAAAAAAUAGUGAGCCAGGCGCUGGCUCAAUCUGUUGGUAUUUUACCAAAAGACAGUCAUCAACGUGUUUCAAGAAAAUUAUCAACCAAAAUUAAGGAUACGGUUGUUUUAUUUUAUUGCCGAGAUGACAUUUCUUAUCAGAUGCCUGGACAACGAGAUACAAUUGUUGUCAAAAACAAUUAUAGUAGAACAACAUAUCAAAAACGAAUUCUUCUUUAUACAAUUCGUGAAGCAUAUGAAAUUUUUCUUGUUGAAAAUCCUGGUAUUUCCAUUGCUCGAACUAUUUUUGCUGAAAUGCGUCCUGAACAUGUUGUGAUUAAAUCAUGCAUGGCACACCGUGUAUGCGUGUGUAUGCACCAUGAAAAUGUCAAUUUACUUUUAAAUACUUUGCAGAAGCAUGUACAUGGGUCAAUAUGUUCAGAUUUACAUUCAUUUACAUCGGCUCUUGUUUGUGAUGAGUCUAAUUAUAACUGUAUGGCAUCGAGUUGUUUACUCUGUGAAAAUAAAUUUGAUACAAAUAUCAAAAAUAAUAUUAUCGAUCGAAAUAUUACAGUUAAAUGGUAUCAAUGGAAAAAUAUUAACCGCUAUGCAGCCAAAGAAGAAGAACAAGGUUCAGUUGAACAGUGUGUGGAAUUAUUAGCUUCCAAAGUGAGGCCAUUCUUAUUACAUGUGUACAUUAAACGUCAACAAAAUAAAUCUUUUGAAGAAUCCAAAUCAAAUUCGAAUAGUAACAAAAUCGUUGUUCAAGUUGACUAUAGUGAGAAUUUCGAUAUUAAAGAUCAAGAUCAAAUUCAAGCUGCUCAUUGGAAUACCAAAUCGGUAUCUUUAUUUACAGCCCAUGCUUGGUGUGGAGAAAACAAUUAUUCAUUUUCCUUAAUAUCAAAUAAUCUAACUCAUGAUAAAUAUUGCAUUUCCAAUUGUAUUAUUUAUAUUAUCAAUAAACUGAAACAACACUUGGCAUCAUUAGGAGAGAUUUUUUUUUUAGUGAUGGUGCAGCAAGCCAAUUCAAGCAACGUUAUUUGUUAA
Molecule: messenger RNA, 1305 nt
Organism: Rotaria socialis
Lineage: Eukaryota; Metazoa; Rotifera; Eurotatoria; Philodinida; Philodinidae
Source: the annotation of a GenBank genome assembly